Messenger RNA from Cavenderia fasciculata, 687 nucleotides. It is a transcript of the gene dng1, whose product is annotated as PHD zinc finger-containing protein. NCBI's taxonomy places the organism in Eukaryota, Evosea, Eumycetozoa, Acytosteliales, Cavenderiaceae. The record is from RefSeq and is a predicted model, not a curated record. Bases 1 to 687 code for a protein of 228 amino acids. Gene Ontology annotation, biological process: regulation of DNA-templated transcription. The transcript has 5 exons.
AUGCAAGGUCAGGGAACAUAUCUUGAAAACUAUUUGGAGAGUAUCUCUACAGCUCCAACAGAAUUAAAUAGAUCUUUAGCAUUAAUAAAAGAACUAGAUUAUAGAUCAGGAGAGGUCGUAGACAAGAUAGAGACAUUAAAAGCAAAUCUAUUGGCAACAACACCUUCAGGUCGAAAAGCAGCACAAGAACUAUUGAAUGAAAAGAGUUCAAAGUCUCUAAAGAAUGAUAUAAAGAUGAUACUAGAGUAUGCAGAUGAAAAAGUGGAAUUAUCAAAUCAGUCAUAUGAACUUAUUGAUAGAUAUAUUAGAAAAUUGGAUACAGAACUUAAAAAAUUUGAAACAGAGAUUGAAGAAGCUGAAGAUGAUAAGAAAAAGAAAAAAUCAUCUAUUACAGCAGAUACUCCAAAGAAAGGAAAAUCAUCUUCUACGCUUAGCCGUAAAAAAUCACAAGCAGAAAUUGUUAUUCCAGAUCCAAAGAUGGCAAGUUCAAGUGAGUUGGACAUGGCAAUCGAUCCAAAUGAACCAACUUAUUGUAUUUGUGGACGUGUAUCUUUUGGUGAAAUGAUUGAAUGUGAAAGUUCUGGAUGUAAGAUUGAAUGGUUCCAUUUUGAAUGUGUUGGACUUACUCAACCACCCAAAGGUAAAUGGUAUUGCCCAGAUUGUACAAAAAAGAGAUCACUUAAAUAA